GAAUGGCAAGUGGAAAAUGAACAUGAAAAAAGUAUAAACCAGCUGGGGAUGACGAAAUCGGAAGAAAGGUCUGGGGUAGGGGAAAUUUAACAGUUCUAUUUCGGUCAGGUUAGCCAGUAUUUCACACAGAUGGUUUUAAGAUACACUGAAGAAGAACUCCGUUUAUAUGAAGCUGGAGCUUGUUUGCCAGACGGUGUCGAUCUCACACCAUUUCUUACACUAGUUGCCGAUGUCACUGAGGCAUUGAAGCAACUGGAAGAGCAACAUCCACGUCGUAAGUCGUUCAACCAUCACAGACCACAAAGAAAGAAGCAACCUAAGGAAAUUGUUGACGAAGACGGAUGGACUUCAUUUGUUCCGAAGAAGGCGCACGAAGAGGAGGAGUCUUCUGCCAUUGGUUCCAGUGCUGCGGACGCAAUUGCUGAAGUCGAAGGUGGUAACGAUGACUUCGAAGAAGUUUCCAAGCCUAAGCAACACACCAUCAAGAUCAAGACUAACGCUUCCAAGAUUUCAAGUGGUAAGAGUAGUGUUGCAGACACAAGGGAUGCCAUUGCAAUCACACAAGUCUCCAAAUUUAAUGCCUUUGAUGCUUUGGCUGAUGACGAUGAUGAAUGAGUUUUUAGUACACGUCUUUCUCCUUCUUUAUCUACGACAAAAAUAGUUAAGUAAUAAUGGUAAUAGAAGCAGUGAAUAAUUUUACAUUUAGUAUACAUAUGUACAGAUUGUAAUCAGCGGGAAACCAGCCCUCGUCUUUUUCCUUCGAUUAAUUGAUUGAUUUCGUCAAGUUCCUUCUGCAUGCGCUCUUUCCUUAACUUUAUUGAGCUCGACUCCAUUUCUUGGAACUGUGUGUAGGCCCACAACUCAUCCUCCACAUCAUGAACCUCCGCUUUAAUAUCAGCAAUCUCUUUUAAUGUUUUAUCGAUUUCUGUUUCUAGCUUCUUCUGCUUGUAUAGAUUAUCAAUUCUAUU
Molecule: messenger RNA, 968 nt
Organism: Pichia membranifaciens NRRL Y-2026
Lineage: Eukaryota; Fungi; Ascomycota; Pichiomycetes; Pichiales; Pichiaceae
Exons: 1
Coding region: 130-615 (161 amino acids)
Biological process (GO): translational initiation; negative regulation of translation
Source: RefSeq, a predicted model, not a curated record